GCUAAUGCUGAUGCUGAACUGAACUGCCAAACUAGGGAAUUUGUCGGCUGCUGCGUUGUUUUUACUGUAAAUUAUCAUCCCAGUUAUGAUCGCAGGUUCUCUACGAUCAACGAGUUAAUUCAAAAUUGAAGUCAUUAAGAGCAAUUGUCGCCAUGGUGACUGCCAGGACCUGACCUCUAGAUGGACGACAAGAUGACUCCCCUCGGCCAGAAGCCUCUUGUCCACCUCACCAUCAACUUCCGCCAGCUGUGUCUGGUCACCGUCUCGCUGCCAUUGUGUGCUCUUGUCUUCUGCUUCGUGACAGCCUACAUAUUCCAGCCAGAUGAGAUCCAUGAGACACAUUGUCGAGUGUACAACAUAAUACCGAGCAUCAGUGCCAUCACGGGCGUGAGUCCUCAGCGCUACUUGUGGCGGAUAUGUGUCGCGCUGCACAUCGGCCCACGACUACUGAUCGCCAGCAUCUACCACGCUUACUACAGAACUCGCAUGGAAGCGCAGCGGCUGCUCAGCGUUUGUUACUGGCUCAACAUCACAGAGAUCGCUUCACUGUGCGGCGUCACCUAUAUAUCUAAUAAGGAGAAUUAUCCUGUACACGAGAAGAUCUUCAUUGUGUUCAUGUUGUGCUCUCUGACACACAUGUUGGUGACGUUGAAAGUCAGCCAGUUGGCGCACCCAGACAUGUCGGAGAACCAACAGACGUCGUACCUUAUCAAGAAGGUUUUGUUUGUCACUUCUAUUCUCUCAACCGUAGGACUGCUUGUAUUUUUCGCAAAACACCGUUUGCUGUGUCAUGAUAUGGCAUUCAGCUGGUUCGCGCUGUGUGAGUACGUCAUAGCCUCCGCCAACAUGGCUUUCCACAUCACGGUGGUUCUCGACUUCCCCACCGAGGAGCUCGUAGUUGCCAAGGACUUCGGUUUAUACUUCACGUCCAGCCCUUCGCCCAAGCAUCGCCAAACCAACAAUGUGAAAGCCGACUAACGCUAUGUUCGUUGAUUUUGAGGUACUGCAUCAUGCGUGCAUCCAGGGUUCUCAAUAUUUGAGGUUAGGAUUAGGCAUAAGUUGAUAAUUUGUUAAUUAUCCGAAGAAGAACAAAAUCUGGAUGACACAGGGUUUUAAGGAUUUUUUUAGGACAUGAGUUAAGGCUGGUUAGCAGUUAAGUUGCUAACCUUAGAAAAAUCCCUAAAGCGUAAGCCCUUGUGGUCUUUGACAGAUCCAACCUUAAAGUAAAAUACAACAGUUAGAGAUAAUAAUUGGAGUCUAAAGCUUCGCUAUGUCAUCUCGAGGUUGUCCCCUGGCACUGCGGAGUGGGGGAAGCACAAUUUUUAUUUCAGCUGCUGUUUUUAAUACUUACAAAAUUAUAGCAUUCUAUUGGCUAAGGGAACACCAUUACCGCAACGAUACGGUAUGCAGCCAUCGGCCUCGGUGGUCUGAUGGAUAACGUGCCGGGCUGAGAAACUGAAGGUACCAGGUUCGAAUACUACCGGUAGCACUAACUUUUUGUCUAAGAUUUUUGCAUUAUCAGCAAGUUUGGUUAGGUUAUUACAGUUUAAUUUUAUAAUUAAGAAAUUAUAUAGGUAAUUAAAUUUGAGGCAUUUAUAAUUUUAUUUUUAUGAACAGAACUAUUUUUUCGAUUAGUAAACCUUCAUUCCAUUUUUAUUUUAUAUGUUUUUUAUAUAAUCAGCAAGUUUGGUUGGUUAGGUUAGUUUAUGACAGUUUAAUUUUAUAAUUACAAAUUAAAAAAAAAAUAAUUUAAAAAUUCUAAUAUUAAUUUUAUAAAUUUUUAUUUUUACUCUCAUUUUGUCCUUAUUGAAAAACUGCAGCAUAAGUUAUGUAUGUAAAACAACGCGGGCUGGUUUGGACGAUACCUAGAGGGGAGGUGGAGGGAGAAUCAUUUCCCCCACUCCGCAGCGCCAAGGGACAACAUCGCAAUGAUACAACGAAGGUCUAGACUCCAGUAGAGAUAAUAACGCACUGUUUUAUUGUUGGUUUUUUACAAGGCGAAUAAUAAGUCGAAGCAUUUUUGAGGAACCUCCUAACAAUUUUUCCCCAUUUCAUGGAAAAUAUAUGUAUUGUUAGUUUUUAAGAUAAAUGGCAACAACUUUUAUAUGUUGACUAAAAAUAAUACUCAAAAAAGAUACUCAGUUAUGCAUGUUGUUCUUAAAGGAUAUCUGGCUUUUAAUUUGUUUUAAAAUGAUAUGGGUUUUGUUUCUUCAAAUAGGCCUAUGACGUGUACUAGAACUUUUUCUUGGAAUACAAGAUUUAAGAAAAAAGGAAUUUUGAUUACCACAAAAUUAUUGGCAAUGAUUGAGUCAUACUUUUACAAUCACUCAAUAUUGCCUUUUAUUUUUUCUGUGAUAUUAGUAGCUAUUAUGAUUUGAUCUUUUUUUUUUUGUAUUAUUUAGUAUUAACAUACAAACAUGUUUAUUAUUUUUAUAACUUUUUGCUGGUUUAGUUAAUUUUUAUUUUUUGUUAUUUUUUAAAGAUCCAAUGAAAAGUAGCCUAAAAAUUUGAGAACCCUCGAUUCAAGGUAAACUUUUAGAAAAAAUGUUUAUUUAUUUGUUAUAUUAUUUUUGCCAAUGUUACCAAGGCAUAAUUUUUAUACAAUUGUUCGUAAAGUGUAAAAAAUUAAUCCACCAUAAGGCCUGUGGGCUAAUAUAAUUCAGUUUAAAAAGCUGAUGUAAGUUAUUCUAUAAAUAUCUCCAUUUUUACAGAGAAUGGAAUAAUUAUUUAUCUUUGACAGCCAAAAGUAUUAAAUGUGCAAUAUUUAUAUUUAAUUUAUUAAAAAUAUAUUUAUUCCUCUUUGUGGUGUCCUUUGGCCUGACAAUGGAUGUAAUCUCUAUUUGUUAAUAUUUCCUAAUUUAUCUGUAGUUUUAUCCGAAUUACUUAAUUAAAAUAAAUAAAUGUAUUUAUUGGUUAUACGUAGUAACCUACCUACAGUAGAGAGUUGAAAAUCUGAACGUCAAAAAUCCAAACUGCCCCUGAGAGUUUUAAAAUAUUGAAUUAGCACAGAGACAACAGAUGUUUUACAAUUUCAUGCGCCAAACAGUCGGCGCUCGGCAGGGAAACAAGUGAACAGGCCGAGCUAGUCUGUUUUUUGUUGUUUCCAAUGUACAUAUGUUUUCAAGAAACAAACUACAGUAAUGUAACGAAAAUAUCUUAGUACAAAAAUCAUUGUUUCAUUUCCAUUCUAGGUAAUCUGAACUACCUACGGUCCCAAUUGGUUCAGAUUUUUGACUCUCUACUGUAUAAGUUUCUUUAGUCAAAAAAAGUUAAACUCAUUAUUUUAGAUAGGAUGUGUUUAUUGAAAAACUAAAUAUUAUUAUAAGCCAGUGAUUGUUUUUGUAUUUAUUUUAAUUUUAUUUAUGUCGGACAGGAUUGAGAAUGGGCUUUAUUUAUUAUUUUUGUACCAACUCUUUUUUAGUUUGUAAAGUUGGCAUCUCGUUUUUAAAAAUUGUGCUUACAACUAAUAAAAAAAAUGUACUAAACUACCUUUGUGUGCUUGAGCGUUAAUUGUUUAACAAAUCUACAAUAUUCUGUCUUUAUACUCCGUAUAACCAAUAACUACCUUAGAUGUUCCUAGACAAUCUAUUUCUAGUCAUUUUACUAUUUGAUGUGUUUAUUAUUCUAUAUGUUGUGUAAUAUUUUAACUCCGUUUUAAGUUAUAGAAAUCUGAGCAAGUUUAUUUGAGAGAUGUGAUAUGAGUACCAAACAAUACAUAAUCAUUUAGAUUUAAAGAUGCUCAGUGCCUAUUUAAGAGAGCAAGUUAAUGGUUUAGCGUCACUACUUCCCCUCUAUCAGCUUCUAGACGCCUUCUAUUUAGGUCCCGCCUUUCUAGUCAGGCUUCAAGUUCCUCGAUGUUCGAUCGAUCGAUUCUACGGUUCCGCCUCAUACGUACUUACUCUAGUAGCGAUUAGUGGAACCUUAAAUACUCGGCUAUUGGCUUCUGAUGUAAAUACCUGUAUUUAAACUACGAGAUCGGAAAUAGUUAUUGAUUGUGGUUAUAAAGUGCCUGUUACUUUUCAUGUUUCGUGUUGUGGUCGUUUUGGAAAUCAGUUGCUAUUUUAUUUUGCUAGUUUAUCGUUUACGUUCCCAAUGAAUGUGGGUGGGGACUCAAAUUUAAGUUCACGAUUUAAUUACUUCAUAAUAUAUGCAUCCUUAAAAUACAACCUAAGCUAAAAUCAAUACAGCAGAACCCCGGUUAACCGAAUUCAGGUUAACCGAAAUGGUUCCAUAAAAUAAUACAGGUCUAAUAUUACUAACUAUGUAACUUCAGUCGUUCAGUUUAAAACAUUUUUUAACCCAUUGUAACAUUUUUGUGGCUGAAAUAAAACACUAUUAUAUAGACAUUGUUUUAAAUUCAUUUUUCCUACACACCGUGGUAAUACAUAGGCUAGGAGCAGAUGACGGGUUAACCGGAAAAUUGGUUAUUCGAAACGGCUCUUCCCCCUUUACGUUGGAUAACCGGGAUUCUACUGUAACUGAUAAAUUUAGCAUCUUUCUAAAUCUUAAAAUAAUAUUCGAAGCGGGAGAGAAAGUUCUGUAUAUUAAACUCUUCAGUAAAUGUGAUAAAACAAUUUUUUAAUAGUUUAAAAAUUUUUUUUAACAUUUUUACUGGUUAACAUAACAUAGCAACUGGUUUCCGUUAAAUGUGAAGUUUCAAAUAAAUAGCUCACAAUUCCAAUUUUGUAGAUUUAACUUUCAAAUGUUUUGUUGUUGUUUAUGUAGUUUUAAAUAAUUUCUAGGAAUACAAGCAAUAUUGUACUAACUGAUUGAUAGAUGUAGGUACCAUUAGCAUUAUAACCAUUUAGUAUUAAAACCUUACACGGAUUAUUUGCUCUCAGCUUUUUAAUUUGCAUGUACACUUUAGUUUACAGCCGAUUAAUUUGACAUAUCAUACAUAUUUUUGUGAAUAAACUGUUUUUUGUUAUACUCAAUAAUGAAGGUUACUAAAUGAUGCAGUCAAUUCAAAAACUAAUAUAGAUUUUACUCUCGUUUUUUAUCCUUCUAUUUUGUACCCAGUGCUGAUUAUCUUUUUUUUCCUUCUAUAAUUAUUUAAAAAAAAUAUUAUUUUCAAAUGGCUAUCAGAAGUGCUGGAUAUGAUGGUAUGGUAGUUUUGAUUUGAUAUCUUGCAGUUGAAUCAUAAUUUUUUUAGAUGUUUUGGUUUUUUUCUCUAAAUUAAAUUGUUUGGUUGUUGUAAAUUCAUUUGAUAAAUAUAAGACAUACAACUAGGUUGUAUUUUUAGCAAAAGCAAUGUGGGUGGUGUAUUUUUUUCAAUGGUAAGGAGCUCAGAUAGUUUACCAUAGAAAAUUUAGAGUCUGGGGUUUGUCACUAACAAAACUUCUUCCUGAAUAAGUUAUGUAACAGCCAUGACCUAACGCUAUAUGGCCUUUAGUGUAUCUAUAAGCCCUUGGAUUUGAAUUUUCUCAGGCACCUAUCUGAACUGAAUUGCAUUACAUAUACUCAUUGUUUGUAAUUUUUGUACCAGUUUCAAAUAAUUUUCUACCAAACAUGUUCAAUUUGUCUGUUUUUAUUUCAGCAUGGCUUUUAGGCAUUUUUCAGAGCACUUAGAGCCAAAUAACUUAAUAUUACAUGUUUAACAUAAUCAAAACAUAACAUUUAAAUUUUAGUGCUCUGAAAAAUUGUUUCUGCACUCGUUUUUACUUAGAUGUGCACAAGAUCAUUUGCUCAUGCAAAAUUAGGUAAGGAAUCGUGUCAGGCGGUUUGAUGUAUGUAGAUGAAUUUCGACCCCAUUGUAUAAAUCCUAACCUGUUUUUGAACUUUCACUAAUUAUCGUUUACAAAUAGCUACUUUUAGUCAGUUUAUUUGAUGUAAAACGUUAUAAUAUUCUAGAUUAAUAAGUCAACCUUUACUAGGCCUACUCAAUAUUAUCUACAUUAUUUUUAACCUGGAAAACAUUAACUCAUUAUUAUUUUAUUCUUAUAUGGUAAUAUGUUUAUGGUUUACUAUUGCAUGUUAUUUAUACGGCAAAAAAUCUCUAUAGAAUAUCAUUCUUGUACUUAAACUUAAUUCAAAUGUUUGUAUUCAAAUUUAAAUUCAUUUUCAAUUUAGAUGUAAUAAAUGUUUAAACGGAUUACAACUGGAGGGGAUCGAUGUACAAAAUAAAUUGUAAUCGUAGCACCCAAUAUGAGAUCUUCCUAGUUAUAAUAUUGGUUAUGCAAAGCCAGGUGAAGUCCGAACUUAAAAAAUGUUAUUCAGGUUUUUAGCCCCAAAAACCAGAACACCUGUUUUGUUUUUAAUUUCGGGCUUCACCCGAUUCCGCAAAACCUCUACAUAUAGUUAGAAGCUGUGUUACGUGCAUGUUUUGGCCAGCUGUGAUUUUGGACAUAGUUGUACAUGCAAAUUUUAAAUUUUGUAAACUAAAACAAUAAAGGUCUUAUACAAUACCAGAA
Messenger RNA from Macrosteles quadrilineatus (aster leafhopper), 6410 nucleotides. RefSeq names its product post-GPI attachment to proteins factor 2-like. Bases 181 to 978 code for a protein of 265 amino acids. Gene Ontology annotation, biological process: GPI anchor biosynthetic process. The transcript has 5 exons. The record is from RefSeq and is a predicted model, not a curated record. Gene Ontology annotation, cellular component: endoplasmic reticulum membrane; Golgi membrane. Lineage: Eukaryota; Metazoa; Arthropoda; Insecta; Hemiptera; Cicadellidae.